CUGGUGUAUUGUAUGUAUGUACAAGUACACUGAAUACGGUAUGUAAGAUACCUUACUUGCACAUGCUUGACCGUACAAAACCCCAAAUUCCAAAUGAUGUGAGAGCGUCCGUGCCGUCUAGACCCCACUCCACUACAGCGCCACCAAGAACCCCAGUUGUUGAUCCGCAAGCCAGCGGCCAUGCUCCACGAGUUUUUCUCCAACAGGGCAGGUGUGAGGAAACGAGGUGUUUAGCCAACCGUACGGGCACCUAGGUCGGCGACAAUGUCGGGAUCCGUCCCUAUCGAUGAGAUCGCAUCUUUGGUGGAUCACCGGCAGUAUUGCCUCCAGGUUCUAGCCCUGAGCCU
Messenger RNA from Canariomyces notabilis, 347 nucleotides. RefSeq lists its product as uncharacterized. Lineage: Eukaryota; Fungi; Ascomycota; Sordariomycetes; Sordariales; Chaetomiaceae. The record is from RefSeq and is a predicted model, not a curated record. The transcript has a single exon. The coding region runs from base 63 to 254 and encodes 63 amino acids.